GAGCCAUCACAAACGGCCAUCCAGCCACAUCAAUCAUUCCAGUCCAGACCGCUAGUUGCCACGACGACAUGGCCAAGGCGCUGGCGCUGGUUGCCCUCCUGCUCGUCGCCUUGGCGCUCGCGGCUGCGCCUACGGAAGCGGUGUGCAACAUGAGCAACGAGCAGUUCAUGUCGUGCCAGCCGGCGGCGGCCAAGACGACGGACCCGGCGCCGAGGCCGUCCGACUCGUGCUGCGCGGCGCUGGCGGGCGCGGACCUCAACUGCCUGUGCUCCUACAAGAACUCGCCGUGGAUGAGCGUCUACAACAUCGACCCCAAGCGCGCCAUGGAGCUGCCAGCCAAGUGCGGCCUCGCCACGCCCGCCAACUGCUAGAUCCAUGCAUGCAUCUCUCCGUCCGGCCAUCCACCGAUCGAUCUGGUAUUUUAUAUGGCUUGGGGUCAUCAGAUCUUGUCACGUACCUUCGUGUUCUUUGUCAUGUACUACGUGUGGGUGUUACAUAUUUGUGGUUUGGACUGCAAGCAUAUGCAUGCGUAACUCUCGUCAGGUACUCGUGUAUGCCGAGCAAGUUGUAUUGCGUGCCAUCUAAAUGUUGAACCGUGUGGUUUUGAUCCUGUAUUAUAUAUGCAUCACUUGUCGGCGAGUGACUUAGUGCAACAA
Phragmites australis (common reed) is the source of this 656-nucleotide messenger RNA. Its product is annotated as putative lipid-transfer protein DIR1. Gene Ontology annotation, biological process: systemic acquired resistance. The record is from RefSeq and is a predicted model, not a curated record. The transcript has a single exon. The coding region runs from base 69 to 371 and encodes 100 amino acids. Gene Ontology annotation, molecular function: fatty acid binding. NCBI's taxonomy places the organism in Eukaryota, Viridiplantae, Streptophyta, Magnoliopsida, Poales, Poaceae.